This is a messenger RNA of Siniperca chuatsi (mandarin fish), 2526 nucleotides long. RefSeq names its product EGF containing fibulin extracellular matrix protein 2a (gene efemp2a). Gene Ontology annotation, molecular function: calcium ion binding. NCBI's taxonomy places the organism in Eukaryota, Metazoa, Chordata, Actinopteri, Centrarchiformes, Sinipercidae. The transcript has 11 exons. The coding region runs from base 379 to 1692 and encodes 437 amino acids. The record is from RefSeq and is a predicted model, not a curated record.
CUCUCUCCUCCCCUCUCUUGCUCUCUCCCUCCCUCCCUCCCUUUGCAUGUGUUCAGCUGCUCCAGCUGUCGGUCUCCACACUCACUCUCUCAGGGUCAUACAGGCAGGAGUUUAAGGGACCACUUCUGCAUGCCAACUCAGCCGGGACGACCGCAGCCAGCAGAAGGACACACUGGUCGGAGGGAGACAGAGAGACGGGAGACCAUUCCGAAAAGCUCCAUCCAUACCACUUCUUGGCUGCUGCUGUACAUCACAAAGUCCGCUGCCUCUCUCAUCUUUGAAGCAGCGCUACCUGUCUGAUAGCUGUGUGUGUGUGUGUGUGUGCGCGCAUGUUUUACGUGUGUUCCUGUCCCGUCUCCCGCAGAUUAGUGCAUUAGUAUGCAGGGUACUUGUGUGUCAAUCUUGUGCGUGUGCAUAUGUGUGUCUGUGCUCCUUCAUAGUGCUAUUUCACAGGCACGUACAGAAAGUGACACCUACACGGAAUGCACAGAUGGGUAUCAUUGGGACCCUCAGACAGAGCACUGCAAAGACAUAAACGAGUGUGAGACCAUUCCAGAUGCCUGCAAAGGGGAAAUGAAGUGCUUCAACCACUACGGAGGGUACCUAUGCCUUCCCCGCUCUGCGUCAGUCAUCCCAGCCCCAGAGCCUGCUAUCACGCCCACCGUGACCAACCCCUGCCCUCUGGGCUACGAGCCGCAGGGAGACAGCUGUGUGGACAUCGAUGAGUGUGAGCGAGACGAACAUGACUGCCAGCCCAGCCAGCAGUGUAUCAACUCACUGGGUGCCUUCACCUGUCAGUGCCCGGAUGGUUACCGCAAAGUUGGCACAGAGUGCAUUGACAUCGAUGAGUGCAGGUACAGGUACUGCCAGCAUCGCUGUGUCAAUGUCCCUGGUUCCUUUUCUUGUCAAUGUGAACCUGGUUUCCAGCUGGCGGGAAACAACCGAUCUUGCAUCGAUGUGAAUGAAUGUGAGAUGGGUGCCCCCUGCUCUCAGAGGUGUUACAACACGUACGGCACCUUCCUUUGUCGCUGUGACCAGGGCUAUGAGCUGGGGCCUGAUGGCUUUACUUGUAAAGACAUCGAUGAGUGCAGCUACUCCAGUUACCUGUGUCAGUACCAGUGUGUCAACGAACCAGGGAAGUUCUCCUGCAUGUGCCCAGAGGGUUACCAGCUGCAAGGCACCAGACUAUGCCAGGAUAUAAACGAAUGUGAAACCGGUGAACAUCAGUGCACUGACACGCAGACCUGUGUGAAUAUCCACGGACGAUACCAGUGUGUGGACACAAACCGGUGCCAAGACCCUUAUGUACAGGUGUCUGACAACCGCUGUGUGUGUCCUGUCAACAAGCCCGUCUGCCGAGAUCUGCCUUUCUCCAUCGUCCACCGCUACAUGAGCAUCACCUCGGAGCGCUCGGUCCCCUCCGACAUCUUCCAGAUUCAGGCCACCAGCGUCUCUCCGGGGGCUUACAACACCUUCCGCAUCCGCUCCGGUGACGACAAUGGAGACUUCUACAUCAGGCAAAUCAAUAAUAUCAGCGCCAUGCUGGUGCUCGCCCGUGCUGUGUCGGGGCCCAGAGAGUACACGUUGGACCUGGAGAUGGUGUCAGUUAACCCUCUGCUCAGCUACCAGGCUAGCUACCAGACCAGCUCCGCCCUCAGACUCUCCAUCUACGUCGGGCCGUACACCUUUUAAAGAAGAAGAAGAGUGGAGGGACACAGUAAGAUGGAGAGAGGGAGGGAAAGAGAGAGAGAGAGCGAGAGAGCUGGGGAGAAACACAGAUGCAAAAAAAGGAAAGUGAAUCUGUAAAACAAAAGUGGUCAAUGCAGUUCAACCAGUCACUGUGAUGUUACACUCUUAGCUUUUUGUGGGUAGUCGUCCAAAGAAAGCCACACACUUCUGUCAGCCCACUAUAUUACGUGUAAGAAUAUACAUACAGUAGAGUAUACAAAUACAUUGUAGCAGUAAUGUCUCACAGAUAAAUAACAGCCUUAAAAUAACAAGUCCAGUCAAAUUUGUUCCCUUGUGUUUAAUGUGUCACUUUUCCUGUUUCUUAGGAUAUCAUGUUUACUGUUAUUUUUUACUUAACACCUAUCUGACAGCACCAUUCUGUGGUCAAUGUGUAUAAAAUGGGAUUUUACUUUGAAGAUUUCUUUUCUUCACAUCUGUUCAGGGUGAUAACAAAUCUGUGUGACAUAUUUUCUGUCUGCCUUCAGGUGGAGUGAUUCACGCCCAGCGUCACUAGAUUAAUCUGUUUUCACCAGUUUACAUCCUUAUCUUCGGUUCCGCUCUGUUUGUCACUGUAUUCUUCUCGGCCCUGUUUGCUGUUGACAGACGUGAUUCAGUAACCACUCAGAUCAGACCUCAGCAUCCACGCUUCUCCUUCACCCUCCACUGUUCAUUUCUAUGUUCAAGCUCUCCAUCACUGCCGUUUGUAGGUUUGUCACAUUGCUGAUCGUGUUGUACUGUUUUUUUUUUGUCAUUUUUUUGUUUAAGAUUUAAACCCAAAUAAAACAAUAUACCUUUAAA